Molecule: messenger RNA, 243 nt
Organism: Ostreococcus lucimarinus CCE9901
Lineage: Eukaryota; Viridiplantae; Chlorophyta; Mamiellophyceae; Mamiellales; Bathycoccaceae
Exons: 1
Coding region: 1-243 (80 amino acids)
Source: RefSeq, a predicted model, not a curated record
AUGCUCGUCGCGCGGGGCGACGUGUUCGACGCGACGGAGUUUUUAAAGACGCACCCGAGCGGACCGGCGCCGAUACUGCGCGCGAUGGCGCGCGAUAACACCGAAGAUUUAGAGAUGCAUAGUUCUAGAGCGAGAGGGAUUUGGGAAAGGUUUCGCGUGGGUAAGCUGACUCCCUGCGGCGAGGGAGGCUACGGCGAGUUUCAACCGCCGCCGAAGUUGCGGCUCGGGUGCGCCAUCACGUGA